Molecule: messenger RNA, 2167 nt
Organism: Clarias gariepinus (North African catfish)
Lineage: Eukaryota; Metazoa; Chordata; Actinopteri; Siluriformes; Clariidae
Gene: prph
Product: peripherin
Exons: 9
Coding region: 72-1442 (456 amino acids)
Cellular component (GO): axon; plasma membrane; type III intermediate filament
Molecular function (GO): structural molecule activity
Source: RefSeq, a predicted model, not a curated record
AUCCACUGCCAGACGUCCUCGCAGAUUUCUAAAAAGAACAAGAAGUUAGAAGAAAGAAAAAAAAAGCCAUCAUGAGCCAUUCGACUGUCCGCACUUCCUACCGCCGUACUUUUGGUGGUCCUACCACCAUGUCCGCCAUCCCCUCCUACACCUCGUACUCGUCCCGUUACCUGGGCCCGGCUCCGGCCGCUGUGUCCACACGGACUUUCCGGGUCCGCUCCAGUGCUCCAGCUCCAUCGGUCCCUCGCCUCUCCUAUGACAAAGUGGACUUCUCCUUGGCUGAUAGCAUCAACCAGGAGUUCCUCAGUACGCGCAGCAAUGAGAAGCAGGAGCUGCAGGAACUGAACGACCGCUUCGCAAGCUUCAUCGAGAAAGUGCGCUACCUGGAGCAGCAGAAUGCCACGCUCACCCUCGAGCUCAACCAGUAUAAGGGCAAACAGCAGCAAGGGCAGCCAAACCGUGCCAGCCAACUCUGCCAGCAGGAGAUGAGGGAGCUGCGCAGACAGGUUGAUCUCAUUGGAAAGGAGCGAGAUCAGAUCCAGGUGGACAGAGAUAACAUGGCUGAAGAUCUGGCCCUGCUCAAGCAGAGGUUGGAUGAGGAGACUCAGAAAAGACAAGAUGCUGAGAACCAACUGGUCCUGUUCCGUAAGGAUGUGGAUGAUGCCACUCUUUCCCGUUUGGAGCUGGAGAGGAAAAUUGAGUCUCUGAUGGAUGAGAUUGAAUUUCUCAAAAAGAUACAUGAUGAGGAAAUUCAAGAUGUGCAAGUGAGCUAUGAAACCCAUCAGAUGAAGAUGGAGGUCGAGGCCACUGUCCGUCCUGACCUGACCGCGGCUCUGAGAGACAUCAGGGCUCAAUAUGAAAACAUUGCAACCAAGAACAUGCAGGAGUCUGAAGAAUGGUACAAAUCCAAGUUUACUGACCUGACCGACUCUGCCAAGCGCAAUGCUGAUCUCAUGAGACAGGCCAAGCAGGAGGCCAAUGAGUUCAGGAGGCAGAUUCAGAGCCUCAACUGUGAGAUUGAUGCCCUUAAGAGCACGAAUGAGGCUCUGCUGAGGCAGAUGAGGGAAAUGGAGGAUCAGUUUGGAUUGGAGGCUGGAAAUUACCAGGACAACAUCACCCGUCUAGAGGAAGAGAUCCGCCACCUGAAGGACGAAAUGUCCCGUCACCUGAGGGAAUAUCAGGACUUGCUUAAUGUCAAGAUGGCUCUGGACAUUGAGAUAGCCACUUACAGGAAAUUACUAGAAGGAGAGGAAAGCAGAAUUGCUGUUCCUGUCAUGAACAUAACAUCAAUCAGUAUGCGCAAUGGCGAGUAUGAUCUGCCCACUGAUGUUGGACAUGGCAAAAAAGUUGUGAUCAAAACCGUUGAGACCCGUGAUGGAGAGGUGGUGAAGGAGUCCAGGAAGGAGAAAGAUACCCCGAAGGAUGCCAAGGAAUCUAUCUGAGAUGGAGACAGAAUUAAGGAGACAAGAGCAGACGGGCUGGAGUAUAGGAUUCAACAAAAUAAAGAGAAAAAAAACGAAGAAGUUUUAAUGUUUCAGCCUUUAACCUUGUAUUCACUACUGAUGAAAAAAAUAAUGUUGCCAUUCAUUUUGUCUCAAUACUGUGAUCCUGAUUGGGGUGUGUACUAUCACUGCGCAAUGGUGCUAACUUCAUAGCCUUAACCAUAACCUUCAAGCAAACUGUCAUGUAUGCUUUAUAUAUCAUCUUCAUUUACACAAUUUAAUAUAUAACCUGUCAAUAUUUGUCAUGUGAUUACAAAAACAUGGUUUUAGACCGAACAAAGUCAACCAGUCACCUUUUAAACACCAACGGUGGCCUUUAUUCACAGCAAAACAUUUCUACUUUAUCUUUCAUGCAUGUGAAAAGUGCACCCAUAGCAAGGUCAUUAAUAUCCAUUUAUUCUGCUUUCUCUGCAUUUAAUCUUCUGCUCAUUUGCCUCCAUAGUGUAACAUUAUCAAUAGUCAUCAAUUGAUAGUAUUAUUCCUGUAAUGUAAGUACUGUGGCCUCACCGGGCAGCUUCAAAUAGAAUGUGAUUUAGGACAAAUCUAAAUAUCUCAACCCCAUGUAUUUCCAUCUGCGCAAUUGUCCAUGAUUAUAGCAGCCUUACUGAGAAUGAAAACAAGCAACGUUGAUGGGAAUGUGGACAAGAAUAAAGCCAAGUAAAAGA